AGUUAAUUCUGUCUGGGAGGAGUGUGUGUGUUUAAGGCAGUGCCUGGGAUGACUUAUAAUGUAAUCUUUAGGCAAAACGCUUUGUAAUUGGUGCAGCUCUGAGAACACACGCAUGCAUUCCAGGCGGUGCUGCUGGGGCUCGGCGGGGCCGUGUCUGGUCUACAAGGCGCGCGGGCUCGUGGGGGGUUGCUGGGGAGCCCACGCUGCCUGGCGACUCGGGCUACCGAAUGUGAGACCGAGUCCCUGUAUGUCACCAGCGCACACGCUGAUUUGAACCCUGCUUCGACGUGUGUGUCAUGGCUUAAAAAUAGCUGCUAAUCUGUCAACCUGUCUUGGGCAGAAACAGCGGCGGCGACAGCAGCAAGAGCGUCAUGGCCGUGGCGCUGUCUGCGCCGGCGAUCCGCCUUUCGGACUGAGGCCCAGCGCAGCGCUUGCAAAGAGCAGCUACCUGGCAACUGAACCCAUCAUUGCCGCAGCCACUCCUGCAGCUGCCACGGUUUCUGCCACCUCUAAGAUGUGCCCUGGUAACUGGCUUUGGGCUUCUAUGACUUUUAUGGCCCGCUUCUCCCGGAGUAGCUCAAGGUCUCCUGUUCGAACUCGAGGGACCCUGGAGGAGAUGCCAACCGUUCAACAUCCUUUCCUCAAUGUCUUCGAGUUGGAGCGGCUCCUCUACACGGGCAAGACGGCCUGUAACCAUGCCGACGAGGUCUGGCCAGGCCUCUAUCUCGGAGACCAGGACAUGGCUAACAACCGCCGGGAGCUUCGCCGCCUGGGCAUCACGCACGUCCUCAAUGCCUCACACAGCCGGUGGCGAGGCACACCCGAGGCCUAUGAGGGGCUGGGCAUCCGCUACCUGGGUGUUGAGGCCCAUGACUCGCCAGCCUUUGACAUGAGCAUCCACUUCCAGACGGCCGCCGACUUCAUCCACCGGGCACUGAGCCAGCCAGGAGGGAAGAUCCUGGUGCAUUGUGCCGUGGGCGUGAGCCGAUCCGCCACCCUAGUACUGGCCUACCUCAUGCUGUACCACCACCUUACCCUUGUGGAGGCCAUCAAGAAAGUCAAAGACCACCGAGGCAUCAUCCCCAACCGGGGCUUCCUGAGGCAGCUCCUGGCCCUGGACCGCAGGCUGCGGCAGGGUCUGGAAGCAUGAGGGGAGGGGGAGAGAGGUCAGGCCAGGCCCGUGGGUGGGUCCCUGGCUUCCGGCUGGAGAUAGGAGGCCCAGGUGGCAGGUAGCAGGAGGCCCAGGUCACCCAUCCUCCCCUGGGGUCAGGAGAGGCCGAGCCCCAGGCCACUGUCACUCUUUGUGGGAGGGGACGGGGAGUGAGGUUGGGCAGUGUGGUGGAUGGGCACCCAGGAAGGGUUGACCAGGGAAAGAGGCAGCUAGGCUGUAGAUGGAAGAUGGUCCUGGGAUUCGAACACCGCUGGGAUCUGGCCAGGGUGCUCCCUGGGAUUCACAGUCCCUUCCCCUCUUUGUGCCCAAGUGUUCCCCUCUCUCCCUCACCAAAACAAAAGGGCCAUCUCUGCCCUGCACUUGUGCAGAAAGUCAGGGAUACGGCAAGCAUGAAUGCAAUGGUGUAGAGUUGUGUGAAACCCCUAGCAUAGAGACAGACAGCGAAGAGAUGGUGUGAAAAGCUUGCAGAACCAGAGAGAGAACCCCACAGACUUUCCACUCCAAGCGCAGGAGGAGGUAGCUAGCGUGUGAGGGCUGGCACUAGGCCCACGGCUGCUGCUUGGGGCCAAAAACAUACAGAGGUGCAUGGCUGGCAGUCUUGAAAUUGUCACUCGCUUACUGGAUCCAAGUGUCUCGAGGAUAAAUAAAGAUCAUGAAAAAGAA
Messenger RNA from Nomascus leucogenys (northern white-cheeked gibbon), 1834 nucleotides. The record is from RefSeq and is a predicted model, not a curated record. Lineage: Eukaryota; Metazoa; Chordata; Mammalia; Primates; Hylobatidae.